This is a messenger RNA of Amyelois transitella, 3385 nucleotides long. RefSeq names its product nonsense-mediated mRNA decay factor SMG8. The record is from RefSeq and is a predicted model, not a curated record. Bases 123 to 2564 code for a protein of 813 amino acids. NCBI's taxonomy places the organism in Eukaryota, Metazoa, Arthropoda, Insecta, Lepidoptera, Pyralidae. The transcript is spliced from 15 exons. Gene Ontology annotation, biological process: nuclear-transcribed mRNA catabolic process, nonsense-mediated decay.
GAGUAUAUUGUUGUUGUUUUCCAUUGCCGUGCUGAUAUUUAAAUAAAUUUUAGCAAGUUUUCUGUGGUUUAUAUAGAAGAAAAUUUAUAAUAAAAAAGGAAUAAUUAAGAAGCUCUUUUAAAAUGAAAACGUUUACGAUUGAUGAUAUACCAGAAUUUUCCAAAAAGGAGCGUAUAGUCGUCGUAGGAGUAAUUGGAAAGUCACCUUAUCGUUAUCCCAAUAAAACAACUCCUCUUUUGCCCUCAGUAAAGAGCGAUAAGAAUAACAUCGAAUGUUUUUGGGAUGAGCGUAGUGGAGUGCUUUAUCUGCAUGCUGUUACAUACCUUGAUACCAAGCGGCUCACUGAGUUAGCAGCUACUCUGGAUGAGGAUUCUAAAACCACUAUCAAGGAUGCGGAUGCAGCCCAUUGGUUAGUGGCUUCAGGGGAGCUGGCCGCUGACUCCUGCCGGUUGAUAGCCCUGCUGUUCCACCUCUGUCACAUUGUGGUGCUGUCUUCUCCCACUCCGGUGUUUGAUUUGGGAUACCUGCAGCUUUUUAAGGCUAUUGACGCUUAUAGAACAGAACUACAGCCUCGCACUGCGCCCUUGCUAUCCGCCAUCGGUCCCGGCACCGCGUGGGAGAGCCACGGGCGCUCGUGCUGCCCGCGGCUGCUGUUCCACUUCCGCAGGGCUCCGGCCCCGCUGCGGAGGGCCCCAGCGUCCCUCAAGCGCUUGGAACAUUCGGUGGAAGACCAACUGUAUUUUAUAUUGAGGAAGGCGAGGAUCAUCACUAAUGUGUGUGCAAAAUCCCUGUUCGCCAUUCCCAAAAACGAGGAGUUUGUGUACAUGACCGCCGACGACAGCGCCAGCGCCGCCCGUGACGUCAGCUCGCUGGUGCGCGGCCUCGUGGAGCGGUGCUCCGGGGACGUGACGUCACAGCCCGGCGUACGGCCCACCUUCAAGGAGUUCCUGCAGGCUCACAUAGACCUCGCAUUCAGGGACGGGUUUGAUGACAACGUGGGGAAGUACGCUAUGAGCACUUCUUUCUUUGAGCUUCCAAGUGCAACAACUUGGCGCCAGGCGGCCCAAGCUCUCGCACCGGUGUACUUGUCCGUGGAGACGGAGGACCAAUCAGAGAGCGGCGGCGCGUUGUACGACGCGCUCGCUACUGACGUGCGGUUCUCACAAGCGAGAUGUGCUAAGGUGCUGCCCAUAGCCCAAGCUUCGUACACAGAGGGAUUGCCGUCGCAUUAUUCCAGUCAGCAUCAUGCUCAUAAGGUGGGCGUGGCGCUGGGCGUGCUGGAGACGAUGGCGCGCGGGCCGCAGUGCGCGGGCGCGCGCGCGCGGCUGGCGGCGGCGUGCCGCGCCGCGUGGCGCGCGCGCAGCCUGUGCGAGGCCGUCUCGCUCACGCAACAUCCCUGCAUACUGCCCGAACACGAUAACACCAAAGAGCACUCGUCGGGCGUUCGCUACAUCAGCGCCUGUAACUGCGGACGAAGCAAGAGCUCCAGGGAGGACCCCUACUCCGUGCGGAAAGCGAACCACACCUUCUACAGCCAAGCGGCAGAUGAAUGUGGAACUUGUCCGACACUGCAAGCCAUAGAGUUUCCCGUGUUCCAGCCUUCAACGCCCACUUACAGGGCGGCGUCUCUAAAAGGCGAAUCAAGCCAAGAAGCCGUUCCGUCGGGCCGGACGUCCGGCUCGGCGUCGCCCACGGCGCCGGGCGCGGAGCCGGAGCCGGCCGGGGACUGGUCCGAGCCGGACGCGCUGUCCCCGGGGGAGGCCGGGGACGACACUGACGAGGACAAGUCUUCGGCCUCGGACAAAUAUGUGGUGCCUGUCAGGGGAGACUCUAAUACAGAUAAAGUGAUUACCCGUCAGCCAUCAACGACGGAAUACCUCCCCGGCAUGUUGCACUUAAACAGCCCCAGCGGUCUGCUGCCGGCCUUCCCCAGCUGGUCCCUCGUCUGCCUCGGCGCCUCCUCGCUGUACUCGCACAGCGUGGGGCUGCCCGAGCACCUGCAGCCCGGCUUCCUGCCGCACACCAACUACCUGCUGCCCUGGGACUGCGCCGUGCGAUUGGAGCAAGCUCCUACGUGGCGAGGGGCGGCAGGGCGCGCGCGCGGCAAAGCGGCGCCGCACCACCUCACCGUCAAAAUCUUCAUCGGGUUCGAAUACGAGUGUCCCAGGGGGCACAGGUUCAUGAUGUCUUCGCCGGACACCAUAGUGAGCGGCGGGGGCUCCACGGGCAGCGGGCCCGGCGCGCGGCUGGCGUCCAGCGACAUGCCCAUAUACAGCACGUGCGUGUGCCGCGGCGCGGAGCCCCUGCUGGCGCAGCUCAUGAGGAUCCACGUGGUCACGCCCAAGGCUCCUGUUCACGUCACUUUGGACCCCAAGGCGCAGCCGGUGCGCGGCGGGCCCACGUUCGUGCCGCAGGCGGGCGCCGCGAAGCUGUCGGGCUCCGCGUACUGGGUGCUGCGGCUGCCCUUCAUGUACGCGGACGAGCGCGGAGCCCUGCCGCGCCCGCAGCGCAGCGCCGCGCCCCAGGGAGCCCUGCUGGCGCCUGUCUUCGGCCUGCAGGACUGAUUAUGUUGAAAGCACAAAUGUAUUCGAGUGCCGUGUGAAGCGACCACAGAUACUGCUGGAAACGCGGAAAUACGUGAGGAAGUUUCCAUUCAAUAUUCGACCUUAAACAAUUGUAAUAAGGUUCAAAGAUAUUGUUUUGAAAUAAAACAAUCACCACUGAAUAUUGAACCUUAUGCAUUGGUGAUACGGUAUAAUCAUUCUUACCAUGCUAGCUGCAGUAAAAGGUUAAAGCAAUCAGUUCAAGCCAUGUGAUAAACACUUUACAGGGCCAUUUCAAAUUAAUAAUAAUCGACACGAGAAAAAAAAGUACCAGAUUUUUCGUCGUUUGUCAAGCUUCCAAGUUGUUUGUGCCGUGUGGUUCGCAGCACUUUUGAAUAGGACCACUCCAUAGCUUUCCCAUGAAUGUCGUAUAAGACGACUAAGGGAAAGGCAAAAAAUCUUAGGAUUCCUCUUGCAGACGAUGGGCUAGUUAUGUCACUAUUUGAAUCACAAUUUCAAUUCAUUCUGUACAUUUCUGUUCUAACUACUACAAUAGUCACUGUUUUAAUAAUGGUUACCAUUCCAUCAUUAAACCACACAGCUGAACGUUGCCUUUUAGUCUUUCCAAGACUGUUGACUCUGUCUACCCUGUAAGUUAUGUAGGACGUCUACAUAACUUACAGGGUAGACAGAGUCUUAGGGUAGACUUUAUGAAUGUGGUCAAGCUGGGCUUGGCGUAUAUCUUGGAGUUUUAAUUUUAUCCUGAAGUAGCUUAUCUUAUUUCAAAGCCGACAAAGUCGAAAAUAUACUUUAGACAAUGAAAGAACGAUACUUGAAAGAAG